AUGGCCGAGAACGACAAUCGCAACGUUGAAGACGGCGCGCCCAUCACGAUCAAGGACGGCAAUGAGAUCUCCUUCAGAGUGAAGCCCAAGACGCCCUUCCAAAAGAUCUUCAACGCUUAUUACCAAAAAACGCAGCAAGAUCAGAACCUCUUAAAGUUCUUGUUCGACGGGCAGCGCGUGCGCCCCGAGGAGACGCCUGCUGACCUUCAAAUGGAGGAGGGGGAUUCCAUUGACGCCAUGAUCAACCAGAUGGGCGGCUGCUGA
Molecule: messenger RNA, 264 nt
Organism: Chlorella variabilis
Lineage: Eukaryota; Viridiplantae; Chlorophyta; Trebouxiophyceae; Chlorellales; Chlorellaceae
Exons: 3
Coding region: 1-264 (87 amino acids)
Biological process (GO): protein sumoylation
Cellular component (GO): nucleus
Molecular function (GO): protein tag activity; ubiquitin-like protein ligase binding
Source: RefSeq, a predicted model, not a curated record